Messenger RNA from Venturia canescens, 6018 nucleotides. RefSeq lists its product as uncharacterized. The transcript has 9 exons. The coding region runs from base 362 to 5494 and encodes 1710 amino acids. The record is from RefSeq and is a predicted model, not a curated record. Lineage: Eukaryota; Metazoa; Arthropoda; Insecta; Hymenoptera; Ichneumonidae. Gene Ontology annotation, cellular component: nucleus.
GACCCGCGACCCGCGGCCAGCAACGGUCCCAUAUUUAGACCACUUGGAUCUCGGUUAAAGUUUUUUAAGAUCGAUUAUUAUUGUUUCAUUGGAAAGAAUUGUUAUUAAUGUAGAAUGACGACUUGGUACAAAAGUUGGACAUUAGAUCGCAGUGAUCUUUAAAUGAAUAUUUGACUAUACAAAAUGAAGAUCACUGUUUUCCAAGCUUGGCAGCUUGAUGCAUCUGCAAUAAAUGUUGAAACUUGAUAUCUAUCUGUGGAAGUCAACAGUCAUGGAUUUAAAAUGGAAUUUUUAGCAAAACAACUGGAUCAAGUACAUUAUAUAAUUAGCUAUAGUUCAGUGAAAAGCAGAAUUAUUCAACAUGCCACGAAAAAGUUCUGGCCUGCCACCUCCCAAAGAUGGCAAGACAUGUUGUUUCUGUGGCCUCGCGGAUGUCAAUGAGCUAGAUUAUGGAAAAAUCCAUGAAUACAGUGGAAUUAUCACCCAUUAUUAUUGUUUGCUGUUUUCAUCUAACAUGCAACAGCAAGGGUCUGAUGAUGAAGGUAUUUUGGGUUUUUUGCCUGACGACAUCCACAAAGAGAUCAAAAGAGGAAAACGACUAGUUUGCUCGUACUGCAAAAAAAAUGGAGCUACAUUAGGAUGCUGCAAUACAAAAUGUAAAAAAAUAUUUCAUUUUCCUUGUGGCCUAAAAAAUGGUUCGCUGCAUCAGUUUUUUGGAGAAUUUAGAUCGUAUUGUAUUCAUCAUCGACCGAAGCAGGUAAUCGAAGACCGUAUUUGGAAAGAGUUAUCGCAAUGCGAAAAGAGGAUAUGUUACAUAUGCUACGAUGAAGUUAAUCCGCGAGAUCAUUUGGGUACGAUAUGGGCUCCGUGUUGCAAAAAAAACGCAUGGUUCCAUCGUGUAUGCGUGCAGCAAUUGGCUAUGAGUGCAGGAUACUUCUUCAAGUGUCCGUUGUGCAACAACAAAGCGGAGUUUCAGAAGGCGAUGUUAGACCAUGGAAUAUUUAUACCGAGUCAGGACGCAUCUUGGGAAUUGGUACCAAACGCUUUUCACGAAUUGUUAUACAGACACAAUCGCUGCGAUGCUGUAAAAUGUGUUUGUCCGAAAGGAAGAGAAUAUACGGGCACGAACGCGAAAUGGGAAUUGACGCUUUGUCGAACUUGCGGUUCUCAAGGUAUUCACUCGGCAUGUGGGAAUCUCAGGUGGGGUAACCCAAUCUGGGAAUGCAACGAGUGCACUUCUAUCCUCAAUAAAUCUGGAACGAAUACAGAAACGUUCAGUCAUUCUUCAAAUAGUCGACGAUCGCAAGUUGAAAAUGACAUAUCAGACGAUGAGAGUAGCAGCGACAGUGAAAUUUCAGUGGGCGGUGGUCCAGAAACGUUCACAGAUACCUGUGACUCGCAUGUUGAGCCACAAUCUUCCUCCUUCGUUCCAGAGGUGAUUAGCAUCAAAGAGAAAAGUCCAGAAAAACAACGACUUUUUGACACCGGUAGUAAAGAUUCGUUGACAUCACCGAGGAGCAUUACAGAGAAUCGGGAGACCCAAGCGGUUAGAGAAAAUAACGAUGAACUUGCACCUUUGACAAAAAAACCGAAAAUCGAAGUGGCACGUAAGGCUGAUAAGGACGACAGCGAUGACGACGUGAUCAUCGUUUCCGGACCGAGUUGCAGAGAAUCUUAUCGUCCUCUCAGUAAGCCUUGGCCACUUGGAAAUAAUCGGGCAGCUUCAGGAACUAAAGAGAACACGAAGCUGGUAGAAAUACAAUCGAAAUCAAACACAAUUUUUGAGGAGGUUUUGAAUGUGGGAAAAAAAGUUUGGACAAGUUUGACUGGUUCGUCGACAAGCUCACAAGUGCGAUUUCCAGUAUCGAAAGUCGGAAAGUCUGUGCCGAUUGAGAUUGAUUUGAGCGAUAGUGAAACUGGAUCAACAACGAACUCGUGUACUGUCGUGAAUUCAAAAACUUCGACAUAUCCAACGACGAGUUCGCCUACAGUCAUAAAAUCGAAAACAUGGAUGGUCCCAACGAUGAGUUCACCUACUGACGUAAAUCCAAAGACGUCGACGAACCCUACGACGAGCUCGUCUACAGUUGUAAAUCCGAAAACAUCGACAAACUCAACGACUGUAUUUCCGGAAUUGAAUAUACAAAUAAGUAACGUGACGUCUUUGGCUCCUGAAGCGUUUGCCAGCGUACCUGAGUCGAACAAUCAAUCGACAGAUUCAAAAAAAGUCGAGCACGUACCCUCUGCCGAAAAACCAAAAAAUCCAGCCGGUCAACAAAUCUAUCAACGUCUCGAAAUAAUACGUUUAGAAGCGCAACCCGCUGCAAACAAUUUACCAAAACCAGUGAUUUACAGUCUCACUAUUCCUGGGACAAACACUGCUGUACCCUUGAUUAUAACGACGGCUGAAACCUCCCAACCAGCACCACCCAGUACUAAUAAUUCACCGGUGCAAUCACCGUUAAGCAGACUCGCAGGUCCGAAAUCCCGUAAAGCGGCAAUUUGGGCAGCCGCAGUAUCAAAUACUUCCACGAUUCAAGAUAAUUCAACAUCUGCUGGUGAAGUGCCAAAAUUAGUGGCGACGGUAAUUCGAACCGACGAUCCAGUCGUGACAUCGACAAAGGCGACUCCAGGAACGCUUCAAAACAACGAAAGUUCGACGGUUUUGCCACCAGUUCAGAAUGACAAAGGACCGAUCUCUGUGGCACCACAACCAGCGCCAAUUUUUGAACAACAAUCCAAAGUCUUGAUACAGAACAAAGACGGAUCGAUGGUUAUUAUCACUCCGAAAUCAUCGUCACAAACAACUCGGAGUCACGGUCAACCGCCCUUUUUGUUACCCAAAAGAUCAGUUCCAAAUUCGAGCAACGAAGAAUCGGCUGUACUGUCGCCAAUUGUAUCUAAUUCGUCACAAGUUCAAAGCAACCAAAGAUCGAUUGUUGCUGCGCCAGAGUUAACGACGUCUACGAUUUCGAAUAAUGAUAGAUCGAACAUUGCGACAGUGACGGUUGUCUGCAAUAAUAAUCAAACGGUUGUUACACCAAAUUCAACUAAUUCGACGAUUCAGAGUAACAGAGGUUGGCCUCUUUUGGCGCCAAAACAAACUCCACCACUGAUUCAAAGUGAUGAAACAUCGACGAGUGUCAUUGAGGUUCCAUCCGAAUCGUCCACGCCGAAGUUAUCCUACUCCCUCCCUCUAGAAGCCGUUGUAAACGAUGAAAUUUUGAAGUCUCGAGCGGGAAAAAAGUUCUCCACGAAAAGUAAUGUUCCUUGUAACAAAGCUUCGUCGAAAAAGACCGAGGGAUCAUCGAACGUACAGAUAAAUCAAAAUUCAACGACCGCUGAAGAUGCCGCACCGACGACGGAAGUUUCGACAACUUCGAUCAAAACGUCAACUCCGAAUCGACUUAUUACCUCGAGUAAGGUCUGCUUAUUCACUCCUAAACCACCUCCUUCACCCCCGUCCAAUUCUCCGUCCAUAAAUACCAAUUCCUCCGCAGCUGUGAAAGUUCCUACGUUUCUGAUCGACAAUACCAGUGAAAUCCAAAACGGAUCUUCAGCUGGAAUUUCUGUCGGAAACAAUUUGAAUAAGAGUCCUUCGUGCAAUGAGAUUCGACGAAGCUUCGAAACUCCUCCGAACAAAUCCAACAAUGAGGAUUUACAACCAACCGGAAGUAGGACCAAUCCAAAGCCUCUAACAAUUCCGAUUAGUCCACACUCAAAAAUUUCCUACACUGAAGAUAGAGAAUCUCUAGACUCUUCGGAAAACUGUACCGGGGAUGCAGGCACCGACCCUGCAGUUCCAUCCAAAUCUGACGUCGCAAUCAAUAUCAAAUCCAACGAGACGAUCGGACCAGAUAUACGUCGAAAUAUCCGAUGUACAAGAGAUAAAAACGAUGUCAGCAAAAAAAGUGGAGCGGACAACGAGUUUCGAAAUGACUCACAGUUCGAUGCGGAAAAAAAUGAAACGACUCAACGUUCCAUUGCCAGUGAGCGGCGUGACUCCCCUGAUCGAAUUGGAUUAAUAAACAAGAUGAUCAGAUUACGAGAUCUUAAAUUUAAAGUCUGUGGGUCAAACAUUGUCAAGAUGGAAAUUUACAAAACGUAUUGCGUGAAUAUGAAGAUCGAUAAUGGGAAAAAGCGUAAACUUUCAUCAUGUAAAAAUGAUAAAGUUUCGAAGAUGAAUAGUGCAGGUAAAUUAACAUCACACAAAAAUGAUGAAAUUUCGAAGAAAAAUAGUUCAGAUUUAUUGUUCAAAGGAACCGAGAAUUGUUCGUUGCCGCAUGGGUCCGAUUAUUUAAGAAACGUCGAUGAUCGCAAAAGAUUUUCAGGAUCAUUGAUGAGUUCUUGUGCGUUUAGCAGCGAUGAAAAUAGCGAAAAAGCGAUGAUCAGCCAAUCGAGCAAUAGCUCGCAGAGCAACACUACGUUGAAGGUUUCGGAGGUUUUACCGAUCGAUUCGAAACAUGGAAAUAUCAAUUCCCGAGGUCAAGACGAACUCAAAGAAAAUCUGGAUCCCAUACCGCCGUCGACAAAUAUUAGUAGGACAAUAAGCCCUAUUGAACGAAAAAGUAAAACUCGUUUGCGCAACAGUGGGGUCACUACAAUGCAAUUGUUGAAUGAGCAAGGCACUCAGGAUAAAGUAAUUGACAAAAAGACUGAAAGCAGUCCUCGAAAAAAGGCGAAUGACGAUCAGUCGCUCGGGACUUCGAAAAUAUUGUACAACGAAUGGAAAGAAAGUGCAUGUAGCGUUGCUCGAAAUUUGGUCGUUGCGAACGACGCUGAAGUAAACGGUUUUCACUGUGGAAAUACCACAAAAACAUGUAAAACGCGUAUGACCUGCGCGACCGAGAACGAAGAAAUUUCUGAACGCGUGGAAUCUUCACCAAAACGUGCAAAGUACGAAAAAUUCGAGGCUUUCAAAGAGGGAACUCUCCCAAUAAAUAAUACGAGAAUUGAAAACCCGCCAUUCAGUCAUCUAGUCACCGCGGAAAAAGUACAAAGUCGUAGAAGUUCGCGCGUUAAAAACGUUUCCAAAAAUGAAAAAUUGCACUCGAAUGCGCCUAAAAAUGGGAAGAGAUCGAGUCGCAUAAGCAAAUCAGGUAGCGACAACUCCGUUUGUUGCAAAGUUAGCAUCGAUCUAGCAAAAAUUCGGUCUGUUCUUGCCAAUACAAGCGAGUUUGUCGGAAAGUUUGAAAACAAUGUAUUUCAAAAAUUCCAGAGGAAAAAUGAGCGAUCGAAAUUUACGUGGGGUUUCCUCUUUAAAACAUUUCGUAGCCAUGAUAAUUUGACAAUUGAAGAUAAUUGUUCAUCAUCGGUCCAACAAAUUUCUAAGAUUUCCAUUCGCAGAUGGAAAAGUGAUGGCAAUCUGUUUAGCGAUUUUAAAUCCGAGAAUACUUUUCGUGAGUGGAGCAGAAUUUCUGACGACGAAAAUGUGUGGAGAAGAGGCCACAAGCGAAAAACUCGAAAUUUCGAAAAGCACGAUUGCGUUAGAUAGCUCGGUUAUGUUUUUUUUUUUUUUUUUUUUUUACUUUUCAUUUACAAACGAAAUUUCGACGCGGCCUAUUGCCAAAUUGAUCGAUAUUGAAAACAUUGAAAAUAGUCAUUGUUCAUUGAUUAGUAUUUGCUUUAAACUACCCAAAAUAUGUACAGAGAUUUAAUACACCGUUCCAUCCAUAGAUCGGUUAACGUGAAUAUACCAUUAGCUGGUGGAUGAAAAUUCAAUAAAUCUUCCGUGGAACACAAUUUCUUUUCAAUUGUAUCCUGUGUUCGUUGCAAAGGAAACAAGCUCGGGCAUGUUUCUCUUGCGUCGUUCUUAUUCUCAGAUAUAAAAAUAUCAAUUUGUUGAGCUUAUAUAUUUAUCAUGUAGAUAAAAAUUACCAUUCAUUUGCCAAUUAUUGUAGGCGAAAAUGAUUCACAUGUUCAUUGAUUAAAAUGACAUUUUUGCCACAAUAAUUAUGUAUGUUUACGUUAAAUGUGAAUAUAUUAUUAUAAAACAAUAAAAUACUAUCUCGCUGUUGA